GAUCAUUUAGUGUUUUUUGUGUAAUUACGUGAUUAUGACAAAUUUAUAAUGUUAAUAAGUUGUUUAUUUACAGUGAUAAAAUAGAUGUACGUUUUAAUGGAUUGGUUUGGAAAAUACUAAUGGUUUGUAAAAUUAGUUCGAAUGAAAAUGUAUAGUCUCUUUAAAAGAUGCGAAUUUUACUCAAAGCCAAUUCAAGAUUUUGUACGAUAUUUAAGUUCAGCUGAAAUUUCAACAGCUUUAAGACCAUUUUACUUCGCUGUUCAUCCUGAUUUGUUUGGUCAACAUCCUAAUCAAAGAGAAGUUAAUGAAAAUUCUUUAAAACAGUUAAGCUCCUUUUUAACCGCUGUACAAAGUAAAAAACCAAUAAAGCCGAUGAUCGUACCUUUUUAUGUACGAAAGAAAAGAAAUCGAGGUUCUUUCAAUCUUAUAAAUAUCCAGUUAAAAAGUAAAGAUACGCGCGAAGUGAUUUUAACAAUUUUAAAAGCUUGUGAUUUAUCUACAACAUUUGUGAAUCAAUUACCACCGCCUCCAAAAUCGGUGAAAACAGAAACGACUACUGGAAAUUACAAGAGUGAUAGUAGCUUUGUUCACGAUAUAUUUGCCGACAUACAGAUAAAAAUUAAAAAAAAGGCCGAAGAGACUACUUUAAAAAAUUGGUUAAAUAAAAAUUCAGAAUUAGCUAAAGAGAGAACAGAUGCUGAACAGCCAAUCGUAGAAGAAAUUAAUCGCCUUAAAGAAUCUUUAAUAGAAACAUUAAAAUUGAGGGCAAUUAAAUGGGAAUGUGGCUGGAAUAUUUCUCAUUUUCGAGGAUGUUUAGAAGCCUUUCAGUCAUUAAGUAAUCAUUAUCCAGAGAUAUUGAAAAAUUUAGAAGGUCGAACUAUAGUAUUUGCACCAUUUACUGGUGUUAGUAUGGAAGGUGAUGUAUUGCUUAAUACCGGAGAUGUAAGACAUAAUUGGUUAGAUCUACUAAGAAAUGUCACAAGUUAUGAUUUACUACUAACGAAAAUACCAUCAUUUGAAAAAGCUGUGUCGCAAGUAUUGUUAAAUAUAAAAAUUGGUAGAAGAAAAUUUAUGCCGAGAGUCAUGGUUGCUGAAUAUGAAAAGCAUCUUGUUACCAUUACUACGACUUUAAAUGAUUAUAAAGGCCUUUACAAAUAUCCAAAAAAAUGGCCAAAAUCUCUAGAAAAUUUUGAAAUUGUUAUCGAAACGGAAGCUGGUCCAUUAACACUUUCUCCAACUGGUCAGUUUAUUGUACCUUCAUCUUGUCCUGGAUUUCUUUUGAUUGAUUUUAUAUCUGAAAAUUUAGAAGAAGCGAAAAAACGUUUAGAAGAGUACAGUAGAGAUAAAGAACUCGAAAAAGAAUUGUAUAUUCUUGUUAAAAAAGAAUUAAAACUAAACGGCUUACAUAAGGAUGAUGCUAUAACACCUGAAUUGAUGAUUGCAUGUUGUAAUCGUUUGUUAGAAAAUAAGAAUGAUUUACAAAACUUUAAUAAUCUGAAUUUAAACAUUACUACUUAUUAUUCGGUUUUAACCAAUGGUGUUGUAUGUAUUCCAUGGAAUUGGAAUUUUUAGUUUAAACCAGAUAGAGUGAUAUAUGUCUUGUGAUUUUGAAAAACGUAAUAAAUUUAGAUGUACAAACGAAUUAUUUUAGAAUAAAUAAAGUCACAAUUACA
Chrysoperla carnea is the source of this 1673-nucleotide messenger RNA. Its product is annotated as T-cell activation inhibitor, mitochondrial. The record is from RefSeq and is a predicted model, not a curated record. The transcript is spliced from 10 exons. Lineage: Eukaryota; Metazoa; Arthropoda; Insecta; Neuroptera; Chrysopidae. The coding region runs from base 142 to 1572 and encodes 476 amino acids. Gene Ontology annotation, cellular component: mitochondrion.